Messenger RNA from Phytophthora sojae, 549 nucleotides. RefSeq lists its product as hypothetical. Bases 1 to 549 code for a protein of 182 amino acids. The transcript has a single exon. The record is from RefSeq and is a predicted model, not a curated record. NCBI's taxonomy places the organism in Eukaryota, Oomycota, Peronosporomycetes, Peronosporales, Peronosporaceae.
AUGGCCGCGACUGGAGAGCCCGAUACUGACUCAUCUCUCUGGGCAACAGAGUAUUACCGCCACCAGAGUUCCCAGCGCCUGAAUCGGAAACGGAAGAGUCUUCUCCGGCCUUCCGUCUUCGGUGCGUGUUUGGCGAUUGCCGGUCGGAUCGUCCUCAGACCGCUGGCGAUGCUGCUCCUGUUCACCACCACCAGUUACCUCUCAGACGCGACGGUUCUCAUCAAGCUUGACCAAAGCUUCUUCGAGUACACGCAGUACGAUCUGUCCAUGGCUGGAGGGUGCACAGACUGCGUGGGUCCGUGCAAGAUUGGUCUGCUCAAGUACGCCUUCUUCAACGGAGAGGCGAUCACGAGCGCGCCUGGGUUUUCAGCCCUAAUGGGGACGUCCCCGAAGGAAUCCCUCUAUGACUUCAGCAACUUGAGCGCUGAGGCCAUCGCGGUCGGGGAGGAGCUCGACAACAGCGACGCCAUUUGCCAGAGCGGCAUCAACGACUGGGGAGCCAUCACCAGCAUCUUGACAGCGACACCUAAGAAGUCCUGGACGUCGUGA